AUGGAUCUCAUAAGUGAUCUACCAGAAGAGAUUCUUUGUCAUAUAUUGUCUUUCCUUACCACAAAGGAGGCUGCUUUGACAUCAGUUCUGUCAAAGAGAUGGCGCGGUUUGAUUGCGUUAGUCCCUAAUCUUGUCAUUGAUCACUGUGAUUUCCAACAGAGCUUCAUGGAUUUUGUGGAUAGAGUAUUGGCAUUGCAGGGUAAUUCUCCCAUUAAGAGAUUCUACCUCAAUGGUAUGGGCGUUGUUGAUUUUGAUCGUGUGGAUUGUUGGAUACAGAACGUGAUGUUGCGUGGUGUUUCAGAGAUUGUUCUUUCUAUCUAUGAUAAUGCGGAAUCAGUAGCUAACUCUAGACGUAUGUUUCCAAAAGUUUUCCAAAACAAGAAACUAGUUAAGCUAGUAUUAAGUUUUGUAUUAGAUAUUAGUUUGAUGUGCGGCAGCAUUUUCUUACCGACGCUAAAAACUCUCGUUCUUGAAUUUGUUUUGGUAUCUGUUGAUAAGUUUGAGAUUCUUCUCCAUGCUUUGCCUGCGCUUGAGGAAUUAGUCCUAGAUAGUAUAUACUCGAAAGAUUGGGGUUUUACUCUGACUGUAUCAAGUGCAAGCCUCAAGGCCUUAACAAUAAAGUACAGUAGUAUAGCUGCUUUUUCAUUUGAUACACCUAGUCUUGUGUACUUCUAUUAUUCCAAUCUUGUCGCGGAAGACUAUUUCGUAGCUAAAAUGGAAAACUUGUUUGAGGCUCGAAUUAGCCUUUUGGUAAGUGGAGAAGAUAUUGCGCGAGCAAGACCGCCACACAAUAUUAUGUUAGAGGAUGAUGAGGACGAUAAUGUUACUAUCCGAUUUUCAAAUGUUGGGAACCUUAUGAGUGGCAUUCGAAAUGUUCGGUGUCUAGUUCUGUCUCAUGAUACUCUUGAGGUGCUUUCUAUAUGCUGUGAAUCAUUGCCAAUGUUCAUAAACCUCAACUCAUUAACUAUUAAAAGCGACGAUAGUCGAGGAUGGCAAGCAAUGCCAGCUCUUCUAAGGAAAUGUCCGCAUUUAGAAACUCUAGUCCUUGAGGGUCUCUUGCACUAUGUGACAGAUAAAUGCGGGGAUGCUUGUGACUGCGUUUCUCGGGAGGAAAAGGGUCGUUCACUCACAUCUUGUCCCGUAAAAGUGUUAGAGAUUAAAAGGUUUAAAGGAAGAAUGAAAGAGAUGCACCUGAUAAGACAUUUCUUAGACUAUUUUCCAUGUUUGAAGGAGAUGAAGAUCUAUAUGGAAGAGAAUGAUCCUGCACAACUCAAAGUCACUGAAGUUUCUGAAUUUAUGGGGGAGAUUAUGAUGGAAUACUAUAACAAGUCAUCGAGUUGCAAUGUCCAGCUCCUAGUGAGUGGUAACUUGUAUGAGAAGUGGACUGCAUAA
This is a messenger RNA of Capsella rubella, 1392 nucleotides long. Its product is annotated as putative F-box protein At5g38390. Gene Ontology annotation, molecular function: protein binding. The record is from RefSeq and is a predicted model, not a curated record. The coding region runs from base 1 to 1392 and encodes 463 amino acids. The transcript is spliced from 3 exons. Lineage: Eukaryota; Viridiplantae; Streptophyta; Magnoliopsida; Brassicales; Brassicaceae.